Molecule: messenger RNA, 542 nt
Organism: Limanda limanda (common dab)
Lineage: Eukaryota; Metazoa; Chordata; Actinopteri; Pleuronectiformes; Pleuronectidae
Exons: 4
Coding region: 78-542 (154 amino acids)
Source: RefSeq, a predicted model, not a curated record
ACUGUAUCUACCCCCGACAUCACACUGCAGAGCACUGAGGGAAGCUCAAACUGCAUCAGACAAGGAGAGCUGCAAGAAUGUUCCUCCUUACAACAUUUUUCCUCUUCGUAGGCUUUGCAUCAGCCCAGAGGAUAAUACAGUUGAACUACUGCUCUAUAAACGAGCACCACCUCCGCAUGGAUUGCAGAUAUUCGCUCUCCGGUGAGUCACCAGAACCCUUUUGCAAGUACACACAGGGCGAGCGACUCUUCGACACCACCGACCCAGAUGAGGAGCAGCACGCCCCCUUCAGAAAGCGUGCCAAAGCUCGCAUCUUCCCAGGCAACAUCUGUCGCCUGCUGUUUAAAAACCUGCCCAACGGCAAGUCCAACUUCACCUGCAACAUCAGACAGGCCAACUCGACCACAGUGUCCAAAACCUCAGUGGUGGAGAAAAAGCUCCUCCUCCCCUGCUCAGCGAAAAGUAUCCUGUUACAAAGCUGCAGUGGCCUACUGCUGACCUUGAUGACACUUCCGAUGCUGCUGGAAAUUCACUGGCUGUGA